AUUCAUUUUUCAAACAUCACGAUUUCCGAUUUGUCCGACUCAUCCUCUUUCUCUCUCUCUCUCUCUUCGAAUCGAAACCCUAGCAAAUCGGAAUUUGUCUCUGAGAUUGAAAUUUUCCCUUUUUAAUGGCGUAAAGCUUCACCAAUUUCGUCAAUUCGGGAUCAAUUUUUGAAUUUUUGAAGAAAGGAAGAGACUUUUUUGAAAAGAGAAAGAAAAUGUCAACAGAGACGACGACGGAAGCAACGCCUUUGAUUUUAACCGACGGAGGAGGAGGAAGGAGAUCGGUGAGGAGACAAGGGUUAAGAGAAGCAGCCAGGUUACUAAGACAUGCAAGUAGCGGGAGGAUGAUGAUGAGAGAGCCAUCGAUGCUUGUUCGUGAAGCAGCGGCUGAGCAGCUUGAAGAGAGGCAAAGCGAUUGGGCUUAUUCCAAGCCUGUAGUGGUUUUGGAUUUCGUUUGGAAUCUCGCUUUUGUUGCUGUUGCUGCAGCUGUUUUGGUACUUAGCAGCGAUGAGAAGCCUAAUAUGCCUCUUAGGGUUUGGAUUAUAGGGUAUGGGUUGCAAUGUAUGAUGCAUAUGGUUUGUGUUUGUGUUGAGUAUCGUAGGAGGAAUAGGAGGAGAAGAAGAGAUAGGAGUCCUAGUUCUCGGUCUUCGUCUUCUUCUUCAUCCUCUUCUAUGGAGGAAAACGAAGGUUUGGGUUUGAAUAGAAACUCUGAAGAUCGAUACUUGGAACUAGGACAACUAGAGAACGAGAACAACAGUUUUGCUAAGCAUCUAGAAUCUGCAAAUACGAUGAUCUCAUUUAUAUGGUGGGUUAUUGGAUUCUAUUGGGUAUCUUCUGGCGGCCAAGAGUUAGCACAAGGAUCCCCUCAGCUUUAUUGGUUGUGUAUAGUCUUCCUUGGUUUCGAUGUGUUCUUUGUGGUAUUCUGCGUUGCAUUGGCUUGUGUUAUUGGCAUUGCUGUUUGCUGCUGCUUACCUUGCAUCAUUGCAGUUCUAUACGCUGUAGCAGAACAGGAAGGAGCUUCGAAAGAAGACAUUGACCAACUUACUAAAUUCAAAUUCCGAAAGGUUGGUGAUUCUGUGAAACACACUGUUGAUGAGGAACAAGCACAAGGAGAUUCAGGAGGAGUCAUGACUGAAUGUGGUACAGAUUCACCCAUUGAACAUACUCUUCCUCAUGACGAUGCAGAAUGCUGCAUUUGUCUGUCGGCUUAUGAAGAUGAGACAGAGCUAAGAGAACUUCCAUGUGGCCACCAUUUUCAUUGCGGUUGUGUGGACAAAUGGCUUUACAUAAAUGCUACUUGUCCUCUUUGCAAAUACAACAUCCUCAAGAAUGGCAACUACGAAGGCGCAGACGAGGAAGUCUAGAUCAGAAGAAGAGAAAACUUGCAAAUAUGCGAAUAUCUGUAUCAUUAGUAGCUGAGGGAACCCAAGAAAAAGGGUUCGACAUUUGAUCAAUUUGUAGUCUUAACAUUGCUUGUUGUAUACACAUUUUAGCUUUGGUUCUGUAUGUUCUGUUGCUGUUAAAAUGUUUUGGUUCAUAGUCGCUCAACAAGUUUUCAUCUUUGUUUCUC
Molecule: messenger RNA, 1570 nt
Organism: Capsella rubella
Lineage: Eukaryota; Viridiplantae; Streptophyta; Magnoliopsida; Brassicales; Brassicaceae
Product: E3 ubiquitin-protein ligase At1g63170
Exons: 5
Coding region: 216-1364 (382 amino acids)
Source: RefSeq, a predicted model, not a curated record